AUGUCCAGAGUCUUUGUCAGAAACUUCCACCUUUCCCACAUUUCUAAGCUUAACUCAGCUUACAUCAUUGCGGCCGGCCGCUCUCCUAUCGCCAACUUCAAUGGCGCCCUGAAGACCGUCUCUGCCACCGACCUCGGUGCCCAGGUUGUCAAGGCUGUUGUCGCUCGCUCUGGCGUUAAGCCCGUUGACGUCGAGGAGGCCUACAUUGGUCAGGUCAUCCAGGCCGGUGCCGGUCAGGCUCCUGCCCGCCAGGUUGUUCUCAAGGCUGGUCUCCCUGACACCACUGAGGCUACCACCAUCAACAAGGUCUGCGCUUCUGGCCUCAAGUCUGUUGCCCUCGCCACUCAGUCUAUCUGGCUCGGUGAUGCCUCUGUCGUCCUUGCCGGUGGCACUGAGUCCAUGUCCCAGACCCCCUACUACCUCCCCCGUACCCUUGGUUUCGGCCACACCCCUACCAAAGACUCUAUUCUCCACGACGCUCUUACCGACGUUUACAACAAGAUCCACAUGGGUUCGUGCUGCGAAAACACCAACCGUCGUGAGAAUGUUUCCCGUGAGGACCAGGACAACUUCUCUGUUGAGUCUUACCGCCGUUCCCUUGAGACCAUCAAGAACGGUGGCUUCAAGGACGAAAUUAUCCCCAUCACUGUCCACUCCAAGAAGGGUGAUGUCAUUUUCUCUGAGGAUGAGUCCCCUGGCUCCGUCAACCUUGAGAGACUCCCCAAGCUCCGCCCUGCUUUCGAGAAGGACGGUUCCGUCACCGCCGGUAACUCUUCUUCCUUGAACGAUGGUGCUGCUGCCCUUGUUCUUGCUUCCGGUGAUAAGGCCAAGGAGCUCCACACUCCUGUCCUUGCCAAGGUUAUUGCCUACGCUGACGCUGCCACCGCUCCUAUCGAUUUCACUAUCGCUCCCUCUUUCGCCAUCCCCAAGCUUCUUAAGAAGGCUGGCCUCAAGGUCGAGGACAUUGCCAAGUGGGAGCUUAACGAGGCCUUUGCCGGUGUCUCUGUUGCCAAUGCUCGCCGUCUUGGUCUUGACCCCUCUAAGGUCAAUGUUAAGGGUGGUGCUGUUGCCCUUGGUCACCCCAUUGGUGCCUCCGGUGCCCGCAUUGUUGUCACUCUUAUCAACGUCUUGAAGGAUGGUGAGUACGGUGUUGCUGCUAUCUGCAACGGUGGUGGUGCUGCUACUGCUCUUCUUAUCAAGAAGGUUUCCAAGGUUGAAGAGUAA
Messenger RNA from Magnusiomyces paraingens, 1224 nucleotides. RefSeq lists its product as uncharacterized. The coding region runs from base 1 to 1224 and encodes 407 amino acids. NCBI's taxonomy places the organism in Eukaryota, Fungi, Ascomycota, Dipodascomycetes, Dipodascales, Dipodascaceae. Gene Ontology annotation, biological process: fatty acid beta-oxidation. Gene Ontology annotation, molecular function: acetyl-CoA C-acetyltransferase activity. The record is from RefSeq and is a predicted model, not a curated record. The transcript has a single exon.